Molecule: messenger RNA, 2330 nt
Organism: Vespula pensylvanica (western yellowjacket)
Lineage: Eukaryota; Metazoa; Arthropoda; Insecta; Hymenoptera; Vespidae
Product: 26S proteasome non-ATPase regulatory subunit 6-like
Exons: 3
Coding region: 16-1893 (625 amino acids)
Biological process (GO): proteasome-mediated ubiquitin-dependent protein catabolic process
Cellular component (GO): proteasome regulatory particle
Molecular function (GO): 3'-5'-RNA exonuclease activity; nucleic acid binding
Source: RefSeq, a predicted model, not a curated record
GAAUUUAUUACGAUAAUGGGUACCAAAAGUGAAAGAUCGGCAAACGAUGCGGAAUUACUACGUGAUCAAACACCAGAAUAUAUGUUACUACCUAAAAUGAGAUUCAGGUUGAGUUUGAGCGAAUUUUGGGGAGAUGAAGAAUUGAAAAAUUCCUUCUUAGAUAUUAUAAAGCGUAACAAUAUGGCACCAUAUUACCAAGAGGUGUGUCAAGAUUUCUAUUGGGAAAUGGAUGCAAAUUUGUACAAUGAAAUGCAUCAGGUUAACGUAGUAACAUGGGAAGAAUUAGAAGCGGGUAAUACGAAUUUGAAUAUAGAGGAAGAUACUAAAGGAAAUUGGAGAGAUAUGCUUGAUUACGCGUGUAAAAUCGGUGAUACCGAUCGUGCUAAUAGUAUUGCAACUUCUAUAUUCGAAGAUACGAAUAAUUCAUCCGGGGUCAGAGCAGAAGCAGCUUUCUGUCUUUUUCGAAUAGCUUAUUUCAAAAGUAACGUAUUAUCUAUGGGCAAGGCAGUCAAGAAUAUUAACGACUUGAUGGAAGUAUCCUGCAAUAUGGGUAGCAAUUGGUGUUGUCGAAAUAAAUUGAAGGCAUACGAAGCGCUCUAUUGUUUAGCAGUAAGAAAUUUCGCACGUGCCGUGUCUCUUUUAUUAGACUGCAUUCCUACCUUCGAAUCGUACGAAUUGUUACCAUUCAAGGAUAUCGUACAAUAUACUGUCCUGGCUGGUAUGAUCUCUUUAUCAAGAUCAGACCUUGAUAAACGAUUCAAUAAUAAUGGUAUCCUACAACAAUCUUUAAUGAUCGAAUGUUCAGCUUACAUGGAUUACUUAAACAGUCUUUAUGAUUGUCAUUACGCUGAUUUCUUUCAACAUCUCGCAUGGAUCGAAAUGGAAAUGAAAUUUGAUCCUCUUCUUCGUCCACAUUAUCAGUAUUACGUUCGAGAGAUGCGUAUAAAAGCGUAUUCGCAACUUUUACAGGCAUAUCGUACGCUCAGUUUAAAUCGUAUGGCUAUCGAAUUUGGUGUUACUGAGGAUUAUAUAGAACAGGAAAUGGCACGAUUCAUCGCGAAUGGUAGAUUACAUUGUAAAAUUGAUAAAGUUUCUGGUACUGUGGUUACCGUUAGCGCAUCCGGUUGUGACAGAGGACAACCGCCUGAUGCUAGCUGCGAUCGAGGAUUGGUUUAUCAAAAUACGAUAAAACGUGGUGAUAUGUUGCUUAAUCGUAUGGCUCAUCGAAUCUUUUUACAACGUUCUAAUGCAAUUUCAAAAGCAAUAACCAACGUUACGCACAAAUUUGAUUAUUUGCUGGUACUUGACUUUGAAGCUACCUGUGAGAAAAACUCCUUGAUAGUGCCUCAAGAGAUCAUUGAAUUUCCUUGCAUAGUAUUAAGCACACACGACUUUGAAAUCAAGAAUGUUUUCCACCGGUAUGUCAAGCCCAGGGUGAAUCCUAAUCUCACGACCUUCUGCACGGAAUUAACUGGAAUAAUGCAAGAAACGGUCGACAAUGAACCUUACUUUCCAAUUAUAUUCUCUCAGUUUUGUAUCUGGUUAAAGGAUAAUAAUUACUUUGAUCCACUUGAUAAAAGUGCUUUUGUAACAUGUGGUAAUUGGGAUUUAAAAGUAAUGUUACCUAAUCAAUGUGCUAUAGACAAUUUACCAUUACCAAAAGAAUUUAAUCAAUGGAUAAACUUGAAAGAAAUAUUCUGUAUUUCAUGUGAAUAUUUUCCUCGUAAUUUAAUGGAUAUGCUUUCUCAUUUGAAGCUUUCAAUGACUGGUAGACUACACUCUGGCAUCAAUGAUGUAGAAAACAUGAUCAAAAUAAUCCAAGCUUUGAACAACAUACAUAAAGCACAAUUUAAGAUUACUAAUAAGUUGGAUAAGAAAAAUAUUGUAAUUUAAUCUCAACAUUUCUGUACAGUAAAAUUUAUAAAAAAGCCUUUAUUAACAUUAAAAUAUCGUUUUUAUAAAAUAUAAAAAUACUUGUAUUAAAAUCUGUACAUUAAAUGUUAAGUUACUAUUAUAAGACACAAAUUAUUGCUGUACAACAGCUACUUUUAUCUUUACAUCUUGUCUAUGAUUUUCAGUGUAUAUUUCAAGCAUAGCUUCUAAAUUACGUUGAACUUUCUGUUUGCAUUUGAUUUUUAAAGGAAAUCCUUUACCAGCUGGUAUCAUACCCUCAGCUGGUAAAAUACUAAGUACAUCUGUGUUUGAUAAAACAGUUUCAUAUGGUUGUGCUACUCUGCUUGAACUUAAAAUAGUUAUAAUUGCUUCAUUUUUUAUUGAAGGGAUUAAAUUCACAACAUUAGGAGAUACAGUAAAAUAAUCAUCAAACAGUU